Molecule: messenger RNA, 1839 nt
Organism: Rhagoletis zephyria (snowberry fruit fly)
Lineage: Eukaryota; Metazoa; Arthropoda; Insecta; Diptera; Tephritidae
Cellular component (GO): nucleus
Molecular function (GO): DNA binding
Source: RefSeq, a predicted model, not a curated record
AUGGCUCCAAAAUCAAGUCCAGCUCCGAAAAAACGUCAGACGUGGCGCAAGGAAAACAUGAUGGAAGCAAUUUCCGCUGUAAAGACUAAACAAAUGGGAUUUUUGAAGGCAUCUAAGGAGUACAACGUACCUAAAACCACGCUGCGGCGUUUAGUGGCAGAUGAGGGAAGACCUGUAGAGGAAGUAGUGGCAGCUAAACUUGGGAGAAAACCCAUUUUCCCACCUGAACUCGAAGAUUCUCUUGCCGAGUAUAUACUGCUUAUGGAAGCGAAACUGUUUGGAUUAACACAGAAUGAUAUACGAUCCUUGGCAUUUCAAUUGGCUGUAAAAAAUAGUUUACCAAACUCGUUUUCAGUGAUAAAAGAAACAGCAGGAAGAGACUGGUUACGUUUAUUUCUUCGGCGCCACCCAUCUCUGUCGUUCCGUCAACCAACCAGCACAUCUGUAGCCCGAGCAAGAGGGUUUUCGAAGGAAAACGAGGCAGUUUUCUUUGAUAUGCUUGAAAAGGAAAUGACAACAUACAAUUUUUCCCCUAAUAACAUCUACAAUGUAGACGAAACUGGAAUAUCCGUUGUGCCAGCCAAAAUGCCGAAGGUUUUGGCUCUGAAAGGCCGCAAACAGAUACGUGCUCUUGCUUCAGCUGAAAGGGGAUCCUUAAUUACUGCCAUUUUGUGUAUGAGUGCAGCUGGAUCGUUCGUGCCACCAAUGUUUAUUUUCCCCAGAAAGAGGGACAAUCCUCUUCUUAUGAAAGGAGCACCUCCGGGAUCGAUACAUGCUAAUCAUCCCUCUGGAUGGGUUCAAACCAAUUUGUUUAGUAAAUGGUUCAAGCACUUCCUUGCUACCGUUAAACCUUCUGAAUCAUCUCCUGUGUUGCUCAUUUUAGACGGGCAUACAAGUCACACAAGAAACAUUGAAAUCAUUGAGCUAGCUAGAAAUAACCACAUUCACAUUCUUUCGAUUCCUCCACAUUCAAGCCAUAAAAUUCAACCUCUUGACAAAACUUUUAUGGGGCCGUUAAAAAAAUAUUUGACCGAGGAAAUAAGGUGCUGGGCCAUAAAUAAUGCAAAAGCAUUAACACAUUUUGACAUUAUUGAAUUAUUUGGUCGAUCUUACAUGAAAACGCAAACUGGAGAAAUUGCUGUGAAAGGUUUUUCUUCAACCGGAAUAUGCCCCUUUAAUAGAAAUAUUUUUAACGACCACGACUUUUUGGCGGCAGAGGAAGUUGAAGCACCGAUAGAUUGCAUGGAGGGUACAGUUACGUCUUCAUUACCAACCGUACAAACCUCUGAAUUGUCGCAAUCAGAACACAAUUCCGAUGUAGUAGAACCCAUUUCUUUCGAACCGUCUACGUCCUCUGGUAUAAGAUCAAGCUCUUAUAUAAUGCCUCAAGAGAUUUCCCCGAUUCCGGUACGUAUCAAGAAAACUUCAAACCGCGGACGAAAAACAGGAAAAGCAGAACUAAUUUCAUCAUCAUCAUACAAGCAGGCUUUAGAAGAAUCUCUGAAGAAAACAAAGGGUGAGAGACAUGUCAAGAAAAGAAAGCCAAAACUUGAAAAAGGCACAAGAAAAGAAAACGUUUUAAAAACGAAGAAGAAAAGUCAACGUGUAGAAGAAAAUACUUCAUCAGAAAGUGACGACAACAUCGUCUUAAAUGACUCGCCAGAUCUUAGUCCAGACAGAUCUAAUCAGGAAGAUGCCAAAUUUAUGCUGAGUCCAACAAGUGUUCACGUGUUGAUUUUCUCCUCCAUCGAUGGCAUCGAUGCAUCGACUAUUGUCGAGUGGACAAUUUUCGAUACAUCGAAUCAAAAUAUCGAUAUUUUCGAUGCAUCGAUGUUUUGA